This is a messenger RNA of Ctenopharyngodon idella (grass carp), 5447 nucleotides long. It is a transcript of the gene klhl22, whose product is annotated as kelch-like family member 22. The transcript has 7 exons. The record is from RefSeq and is a predicted model, not a curated record. Gene Ontology annotation, cellular component: polar microtubule; mitotic spindle; cytosol. Gene Ontology annotation, molecular function: protein binding. NCBI's taxonomy places the organism in Eukaryota, Metazoa, Chordata, Actinopteri, Cypriniformes, Xenocyprididae. Bases 250 to 2124 code for a protein of 624 amino acids. Gene Ontology annotation, biological process: protein monoubiquitination; proteasome-mediated ubiquitin-dependent protein catabolic process; positive regulation of TORC1 signaling.
GUCAUUUGUUUUGCUCUGUACCGGAAGCGCUGCUGUGACAUCACAGGGAAACUCAGCUGGACGAUCAGAAAACAAACAAACUCAAGCAUCCUUAUCAUAAUCAUAAUCAUCACCAUCAUCAUUGAGUGACUGCUGUCAUUCGACAACAACAACGGGUUUCUUUAAACCGUCCGAUCAUUUCCGCAGCAGUGUGGAACUGCACACAAAAAUGUGAGCAGGUUCACUUUCUGUUUGCAUUUUUGUGUCAAGAUGGCUGAUGAUUUGGUCUCCUGCACGGCUGGAGCACGAGGGGCCGCUCAGCCCUGUGCGAAGCAGAAAUACCGCAGUAAUGCCCAUUCACAGGGUCUGUUAGACGGGCUCCUGAUGCUGCGUCAGGGAGGGAUUCUGUUUGAUGUGGUUCUGUUGGUAGAAGGAAAACCCAUCCAGGCUCACCGUAUUCUUCUCGCGGCCUCGUGUGACUAUUUCAGGGGUAUGUUUGCCGGCGGUUUGCGGGAGAUGCAGCAAACUGAGAUCCCCGUUCACGGAGUCACAUAUACGGCGAUGAUGAAACUGCUGGACUUCAUCUACACCUCUGAGCUGGAGCUGGACCUGGACACGGUACAGGAAGUGCUGUGUGCGGCCACUCUGCUGCAGGUCCAAGAUGUGAUCGGCUUCUGCUGCGACUUCCUGUUCUCCUGGCUGGAUGAUGACAACAUCCUGGAGGUGGAAAAGCUCGCCGACAUAUACGGGCUGAACCAGCUCGGGGAGAAAAUCCGCUCAUAUCUGCUCAAGAACAUCCAGACUUUCUCGCGUACACCCGUGUAUCGAAAGCUUCCUGCGGAAAAGAUCCUGAGUGUCCUUUCCAGCAACGAGCUGGAGGUGAGCUCGGAGAACGAGGUGUUUGAAGCAGCCCUGCACUACCAUUACACCCCUGAACAGGUGGAGAAGGAUGAGGUUUGCUUACAGGAUUCAUUGCGGAUGUUGGAAGCGGUGCGGUUCUGUCUGAUGGAGAAGCAUGUGUUGCAGCGCUUACACAGCCGAUUAAAACAGUGCCCGCUGCGGGACUCUGUGGCCGCCGCUCUACGUUACCACAGUCAGGAGCUGUGGCAGCCGGUGAUGCAAACCCCACUCACUCAACCUCGCUGCAGCUCCCAGUGCAUUCUGGGAUUUGGCGGCAUGUAUUCAUCUAGCGCACUGGUGGACAACGAAGAGCGGUUCCAGGUGUUCCACCCCUCCUGGGGAGAGUGGCGUAGUCUGGCUGCAGACCGCGCUCCUCGCAUGUCCAACAUGGGCAUCGCGGUGCUCAAUAACUUUGUGUACUUGAUUGGUGGAGACAAGAACACCAGCGGCUUCCGUGCUGAAUCUCGAUGCUGGCGAUAUGAUCCCCGCCACAACAGCUGGUGUACUAUCGAGCCUUUACGGCAACAGCAUGCGGAUCAUUGCGUCUGUGUGGUUGAUAAAUACAUCUACGCCAUUGGAGGACGAGACUACACCAAUGAACUGCACUGUGUGGAGCGCUACAACCCACAAACCAACACCUGGGAAUAUGUGGCGCCGCUGAAACGAGAGGUAUACGCCCAUGCUGGAGCAGUGAUUGAUGGGAAGAUCUACAUAGCAUGUGGCCGGCGGGGAAUGGCUUAUCUAAAGGAGACUUACUGUUACGAUCCCAGCGGCAAUCACUGGAGCAUGUGUGCCGAGGGCCCGGUGGAGCGCGCGUGGCACGGCAUGGCAGCAGUUAAUGGCCGCGCUUAUGUUAUUGGAGGCAGCAAUGAUGGUUGCGGUUACCGACGAGACGUCCUCAAGGUGGCGUGCUACAACCCAACAGCAGAUGUGUGGUCUGUGGUGAGCCCGUUGCCUGCUGGGCAUGGAGAGCCAGGUGUGGCCGUACUCGAUGGAAGCAUCUACAUCCUGGGCGGAAGGUCGCACGAUAAGGGCAGUCGGAUGAAGUACGUUCACAUUUAUAAUGCACAGGAGGACCGAUGGGAGAACGGAACAGCCCUUGAGGACCGUGUAUCGGGGAUUUCAGCAUGUGUCUUGCUUUUGCCACAAGCAGCCAUGGCCCAGGCACGCAGCUGGGAGCAAAGGGCUAAAGCAUCAUGGGAAGAGGUAGAAUGGGAUGACUCGGACAACUCAAGCGAGGACUGAUGGCAUUAGUGCUGCUCAGGUAGGCUGUGAAGUUGCGAAGUGAGGGAAUUGUGUGCUUUAUUAAAAUCAGGUUUUGGGUGUGUUAUAAUCCGGUUUUAGAUUGAACAGUAUGUGUAACCCAUCAGUGUGGAGAUGGUGAAGUCUUUGUUUGUCGCCUGUCCAGUAACUCAAGAUAAGUUCUGGUUUAGAUUAUCUCCAAAUCCCUCUCUUUCCUGUUUGUGGAUUAAUUUUACUGACUCUUUUAGGUUGUUUUUGUCAUGCUGAAGAUUUCCUUUCUGUUUUAUGUCCAGAACUAUGGGAAACUGGUGGGGAUGCAAACACUGUACGUGCACUUUACAAAUACAGGUGAUUUGAUUUUGUUUAUAAUGAUGGUGCCUUUAUUUUACAGAUGUGUUUUGGUAAAUCCAAUGCCUUUUUUAUUAAUAGAUUUGAAUUAAGUGCAAUAACAUUUUUCAAAAGAGUAAAUGAAAUGAAUGCUCUAGUGCAGGGGUCGGCAACCAUUGACGGAGUAAAGACACAAGAGUGAAAAUGGACAACGAGGAAUAUUAUAUGAUGGAAAUUUUAACUAGUUGUUUAUGUUAGAAUGAUCCGGGGCCAAGCUGCAAAUGCAAGGAAAAAUAGUAAUCUAACCAUAUCUCAUAUAAGUGAUGUGCGUGAUUCAACUUAGGGCUGCACGAUACUGGAAAAAAUUGACAUUGCGAUAUUUUGUUUUUCUGCAAUAUGAAAAAAAAAUUCACCAGAUGACUUAAAUAGCUUCAUUUGGAAAGAAUUAAUUCUAUGAUGAUUGGGGUGAUUUUGUAGGUGAGUGAAUGCGCAUAGAAAAUAAUGAACUAAUUGCACGCAUAGAUAAAUAUAAUAGAACAAAGAUACAAAUGAAAUAGUGCUUUAUAUAUUCCAGGUAAGUCUAACAGUAUUCAGGUACAGAAAUCGAAUAAUCGAAUGUAAAAUAACACUGCAUAGUCUUCACUGUAUACAUUAUAUAUAAUUAAUCGGUGUUAAAACUACAAAAGUGAUUUUCUCUUUGUAUUUUGUUGUUUGAUUAACAUUAAUGAUACAGAAAGCAGCAGGAAUAUUAGGCUUCUGUCACUUUAAGACCAAAUGCAUGGAUCCAGAAUACUGUUACACAUCCAGUUUUCUUUCUGAAUUGCUUAGUUCACCUAAGCAACUGUGUUUAUGAGGAUACUCAAUGUUUUACGUGCAUUUUGACAAUUUUUUUGCAUGUAUGUGUCCGUUCAUGCACAAAUAGAUGCGGAAGAGAACGGUGUUCAUGUGCAUCUGCGCGGCUCUGUGUGUGCACAGAAAGCAGCCGCACGUUCAGAAUUAAGUUCUCUUUCGCAUCUUUGUGGGCCCAAAUGGCUUCAAUGUUUCAACUGACGACCUAAAACACGCUCAAAUGAUAAACUUUCAUUAUAUGAUCGUCAAACUUUGCAAUUAAUCUGCGAAUCAUAUGCAUUUUGAACCGUGGUGUCUGGUCCGGAUGGAUUAACGAUCCCUAUACUUGACAUCGCACAUCUUGUGAUGUGACAAUCGCGGAUGUGCACAUCGCGAUUUCGAUGCUAAAAUGAUAUAUAUCGUGCAGCCCUAAUUCAAAUGAAAUAGGUACAAACUGCCUACUAAAUAAAACAUCUAUCACGACUCAUGCCAAAUAUCAAAUUAAAAGCCACAAAAGCAACAUUAUGAGGAACAAAUAAGUAGGGAUGCACGAUAUAUCGGCCACAAUAUUGGUAUCAGCCGAUAUAUGUUGAUUUUUAAUGUCAGCUGAAACACUUCAGAUGUUCACUGUUUGCCAUGAUGGUUUUAAAUUGCUUGAAAUAUGAUUGAAAAUCACUUCAAAAAGGAAAAUACAGUGGUCCCACUUUUUAUUAGGUGGCCUUAACUAUUAUGUACUUACAUUUAAAUUAAUCAUUUGAUACAAUGCACUUAUUAUGUACAUACAUGUUUUUACAUUGUACUUAUAUUUUAAAAAUACCUGCAUGUAAUUACAGCUGUAAUUAAUUUCUGUAAUUACAUUUAUAAUUACACUGUUGACCCAUCCCUUACACCUUAACCAACCCUUAAACAUGCCCAUACCACCAAUCCUGUCCCUAACCUUAGCCGUAUCCCACCUCAAUAGCAGCAAAAGGGUUUUGCAAUGCAAUAUGAACACAAUAAGUAUAUUGUACUUAUUUUUGAUGUAAGUUCAUAGUACUUAAGGCCACCUAAUAUAAAGUGGGACCAAUACAGUUAAGUAUAUAGUCUGUUAUAUAGUCUACAUAAUAUUAUAAUGAGAACAUGAUAAUUGUGUGCUUGGGACAUGGCUUUUAAUGGUGAGGCUUUUGUUUUUGUAAUCAGACUUGCUAAAAUUAUAUACAUAUUUGGAUUUAGAUUUAUCAGCCAAUAUAUCGGUUAUCGGCUUUCAAAUAUAAAGAAUUAUCAGUUAUCGAUAUUGGCCAAAAUGUUCAUAUCGGUGCAUCUCUACAAAUAAGUAUGAUUUCUGAAGGAUCUUGUGACACUGAAGACUGGAGUAAUGAUGCUGAAAAUUCAAAAAUUCAUCACAGGAGUAAAUUAGAUUUUAAAAUGUAUUCCAAUAGAAAACAGUUAUUUUGAAUUAAAAUAUUAUUUCGCAGCAUGGUGAGCAGAAGAGACUUCUGAACUUUUGAAUGGUAGUGUAUAUACAAACGGAGAAAGAAUUCUGUCACAGUGGUUACCAAAAUAAAUGAAAACUUACACUUCGUGUCAGAAAGGUUGCCGACCGCUGCACUAAUGAAUGCUGAAUUACUGGUAUGUUGGCCGUUGGGUUGCUCCAAAGAGAAAUCAAUAACAAUUGUAAAAGUUAGGCUGGGUUAUGGGCUAGUUUAACGUGAACUGUUAUUCGAGUGUUCCUCUGUGUCUUCUGCAAUGUAAAAGCGAUUCUGUUCUGUUCAGAAUUCCUUGUAAUAUUAUGCACUGAUAUAAAGCACUGCUUCUUACUGUUGGCUUUCUCUUUUAUUUAUUUGCUAUCUUCAAUAUAUCAGACUUAUUGCCUCUUUAAACUGUCAACAUUAAAUUUCUGAUUUGUUUGACCCUGUUGAAUGUCAUAAUCAGAAUCAUCAGCAUAUUAAAUCUGAAAAUCAUUGGUUUUCUUAUUUUUAAUAAACGAUUUGCAGAAUAUAUUAUAUAUGAUAUAAAUAUACAUUCACUCUUACCUUGGGAAAAUAGGUAUUGGGAUUGCUGCAAUUGCUAAGACUAACUGUAUUUCUUCUAAUAUUUUGGAAAUGCAUUUCACGUUUUAACUGCAUUAUUACCAGCUUGCAAUGUCAAAGUUCAUGAAUGAUCACAUUGACAAUAAAGAGCAAUGGAUUGUA